Messenger RNA from Vicia faba (fava bean), 351 nucleotides. The record is from the annotation of a GenBank genome assembly. Lineage: Eukaryota; Viridiplantae; Streptophyta; Magnoliopsida; Fabales; Fabaceae.
AUGUGGAAUACCCUUUCAGCAGCUUUAUGUUCUAAUCGCGAUAUUGUAUUAAAUGUCGUGUCAAGUGGUAUAGCAAGUCUACUUCUACCUGGUGGAAGAACAAUGCAUUCAAGAUUCAAAAUUCUGGUUCCAUGCAUUGAAACAUCAAUUUGUGACAUUGACAAAAAGGAUGACCUUGUCGGUUUGUUAAAAAUUACUAAGUUGAUUAUUUGGGAUGAAACUCCUAUGACAAACAAGUGGUAUUUCGAAUCUCUUGACAAGUCAUUGAAAGAUAUCAUGGGUACUAAAGAUAAUCCUUGUGAACAAAUAUUUGGAGGAAAGAUUGUGGUGUUUGGUGGUGACUUUAGAUAA